Molecule: messenger RNA, 1358 nt
Organism: Sitodiplosis mosellana (orange wheat blossom midge)
Lineage: Eukaryota; Metazoa; Arthropoda; Insecta; Diptera; Cecidomyiidae
Product: actin, muscle-like
Exons: 4
Coding region: 148-1278 (376 amino acids)
Biological process (GO): mitotic cytokinesis
Source: RefSeq, a predicted model, not a curated record
UUUAUAAUUUAGUGAUGCAUAGCCUGUGCAGUUGUCCACCACUAUAAAUGAACAAUCAGAUCGAAUAUUCCCGUUACUUUUAGUAUUCGGUGCUCAUCGUAAACAUCGUUCUCGGGCUUUUGAAGAAACAAUAAAAUUGAUUGAAACAUGUGUGACGACGAUCCAGCAGCUCUUGUUGUCGACAAUGGAUCGGGAAUGUGCAAAGCGGGUUUUGCUGGAGAUGAUGCACCGCGUGCUGUUUUCCCAUCGAUUGUCGGCCGUCCAAGGCAUCAAGGCGUGAUGGUUGGCAUGGGUCAAAAAGAUUCAUAUGUCGGUGAUGAAGCGCAGAGCAAACGAGGUAUUCUCACACUGAAGUAUCCGAUCGAACAUGGGAUCAUCACCAACUGGGAUGAUAUGGAAAAAGUGUGGCAUCACACAUUCUAUAAUGAAUUGCGUGUUGCACCCGAAGAACAUCCGAUUUUAUUGACCGAGGCACCAUUGAAUCCAAAGGCCAAUCGGGAAAAAAUGACACAAAUCAUGUUUGAAACCUUCAACUCGCCAGCUAUGUAUGUGGCCAUUCAAGCGGUUUUAUCACUCUACGCUUCUGGUCGCACAACUGGCAUCGUUUUAGAUUCCGGAGAUGGUGUUUCGCACACUGUGCCUAUUUAUGAAGGCUAUGCUUUACCACAUGCAAUUUUACGUUUGGAUUUGGCUGGUCGCGAUUUAACUGAUUAUUUGAUGAAAAUCCUCACCGAACGAGGAUAUUCGUUCACAACGACAGCUGAACGAGAAAUUGUCCGAGAUAUCAAAGAAAAGCUGUGCUAUGUGGCUUUGGACUUUGAACAGGAAAUGGCAACUGCAUCGGCUUCUACAUCAUUGGAAAAAUCGUACGAGUUGCCAGACGGUCAAGUUAUCACCAUUGGCAAUGAACGUUUCCGUUGCCCUGAAUCAUUGUUCCAGCCAUCAUUCUUGGGUAUGGAAUCAUGCGGCAUUCAUGAGACUGUUUAUAAUUCAAUCAUGAAAUGCGACGUCGAUAUCCGAAAGGAUUUGUAUGCCAACACCGUGCUCUCAGGUGGCACCACCAUGUAUCCAGGUAUUGCGGAUCGUAUGCAGAAGGAAAUCACUGCAUUGGCUCCGUCGACAAUUAAAAUCAAGAUUAUUGCACCGCCUGAACGUAAAUACUCCGUCUGGAUUGGCGGCUCAAUUUUGUCAUCGUUAACUACGUUCCAACAAAUGUGGAUCUCAAAAUCGGAGUAUGACGAAUCUGGCCCAUCAAUUGUUCACCGCAAAUGUUUCUAAACGAACAAAAGUGCACACUGCACAUGAUAUGUUGUUAUGUAAACGAUUUGUUUGAGUAAACAACGAUUUUCAUCCAUAAA